AUGGACCGCGGCGACUUUGACUUUCCACCGGAUCCUUCUGUGGAGGCGUUAGACUCCACGUUGGAAACCCUUAACAACGUUCCCCUUAGGGUGCUCUCCAACAUGCCGAUUGAGGAGCUGCCGCCCACCGUUGUGCCUGUAGAUCAGCAGCGGCCUAUUCGUCAGAUGCUGCAGAGCAGCCGGAAGGCUCGGCGCGUAGGAAGGCUCCGGAAGCAUGCACACGCUUCUCUUGAUCCUGCACCAGACAUCCCUGCAGCGCAGCCAGGCGAUGCUGCAGAGAGGGGAGAGCCCACAUCCUCGCCGAGACAUGGCUUUGCCGGGCAUAAGCGGGCUCGGUUUGACUGGAGUGAGGAGGAGCUUAGAGAUUUCUACAAAUUUCUCUCGCAGUACGGCACGGACUUCAACGCGAUUGCCGUCAUGUAUCAUGGCCGGUCGCGUGAGGACGUCAAACGCCUGUACCAUCGAGAGCUGCGCAAACGGCGUGACGAUGUCCGGGCGGCGCUGUCGUCGCGUGAGGAGAUAGAUUUGGGGACAUUUACGGCGCGUUUGAAAAAGCGGGAGGAGCUUCAGCAGGCCCCGACGCGUCAGCUGGAGCAGGAGGAGGAGGAAGCGCUGCGCCUCAUAGAGGCGGGAGCAUUGCAGUUCCAACCAACAUGCAAGGAGGGCGAGAUCUCCGUUUUGGAUGCCGUGAACAGCGACUUUGAGUUUGAUUUCGUGGCCGCUAAAAGUCCGACGCCGGAAAAGACACAACCAGCGGGAGACGAGAAAGCGGUCUAUGCUGGAAAGCAUGACGAUGACAAAAGUGGUUCGCUGGUCUUAAAAAGUGUGGAAACAGGCAGUGUAAGAAAUACUGACAGCUGCGGUCCAGCGGAGACCACACUGCUGGAUUCUCUUCUUCCGUCUGGACAAGAUUUGGAAGACUUUUUAUUUUGA
Trypanosoma rangeli is the source of this 933-nucleotide messenger RNA. Its product is annotated as telomere-binding protein 1. The transcript has a single exon. The record is from RefSeq and is a predicted model, not a curated record. Bases 1 to 933 code for a protein of 310 amino acids. Lineage: Eukaryota; Euglenozoa; Kinetoplastea; Trypanosomatida; Trypanosomatidae.